Messenger RNA from Hirundo rustica (Barn swallow), 2258 nucleotides. It is a transcript of the gene SLC25A37, whose product is annotated as solute carrier family 25 member 37. The transcript has a single exon. The coding region runs from base 17 to 517 and encodes 166 amino acids. Gene Ontology annotation, cellular component: mitochondrial membrane. Gene Ontology annotation, biological process: iron import into the mitochondrion. The record is from RefSeq and is a predicted model, not a curated record. NCBI's taxonomy places the organism in Eukaryota, Metazoa, Chordata, Aves, Passeriformes, Hirundinidae. Gene Ontology annotation, molecular function: ferrous iron transmembrane transporter activity.
GAAGCAGCGGCUGCAGAUGUUCAACUCUCCGUACACGUCGGUGCUGGGCUGCGUGCGGACGGUGCGCAGGACUGAGGGCCUGGGAGCCUUCUACCGCAGCUACACCACGCAGCUGACCAUGAACGUGCCCUUCCAGGCCAUCCACUUCAUCACCUACGAGCUCCUGCAGGAGCACCUCAACCCCCAGCGCCGCUACAACCCCGGCUCCCACAUCGUGGCCGGCGCCGUGGCCGGAGCCGCGGCCGCCGCCGCCACCACGCCGCUGGACGUGUGCAAGACGCUGCUCAACACGCAGGAGAACACGGCCCUGAGCUCCCUCAACAUCCGGGGCCACCUGUCGGGCAUGGCCAACGCCUUCAGCACCGUCUACCAGCUGGGAGGGCUUCCCGGCUUCUUCAAGGGCGUCCAGGCUCGGGUGAUCUAUCAGAUGCCCUCCACGGCCAUUGCCUGGUCCGUGUACGAGUUCUUCAAGUAUUUCCUCACCAGGCACGCGCUGGAGAGGAAAACGUCCUCGUGAGGGAGGGGAGAGGAGAGCGGGGAGCUCGCCGUGCCCCGUCCCGGCGUAGCCCGGCUGGGAAUCGGGGUGGGUUCGGCGUCUUCCCUGCCCCGGGGUGGGGUUCCCGUGGGGCUCCCCUGGGAAUUCCUGGUGAUUGAGUGUUCCCCAGGGGAUUCCUGGUCAUUGAGUGUACCCUGGGAAUUCCUGGUGAUUGAGUGUUCCCCAUGGAAUUCCUGGUCAUUGAGUGUAUCCAGGGAAUUCCUGGUCAUUGAGUGUCCUCAAGCGAUUCCCGGUCAUUGAGUGUCUGCAGGAAUUCCCGUGGUGUUCCCCAGGAAUUCCUGGUCACUCAGUGUCCUCAUGGAAUUCCUGGUCAUUAAGUGUACCCAUGGAUCUCCUGGUCACUGAGUGUAUCCAGGGAAUUCCCAUGGUGUCCCCAUGGAUUUCCUGGUCACUCAGUGUCCCCAUGGAAUUCCUGGUCAUUGAGUGUACCCUGGGAAUUCCUGAUCACUGAAUGUGCCCAGGGAAUUCCUGGUCACUCAGUGUCCUCAUGGAAUUCCUGGUCACUGAGUGUCCCUAUGGAUUCGUGGUCACCAAGUGUCCUCAGGGAUUUCAGAUCACUGAAUGUCCCCAUGGAAUUCCCGGUCAUUGAGGGUCCCCAGGGAUUCCCAUGGUGUUCCCCAGGAAUUCCCGGUCAUUGAGGGUCCCCAGGGAUUCCCAUGGUGUUCCCCAGGAAUUCCUGGUCACUCAGUGUCCCCAGGGAAUUCCCGGUCACUCUGAGCCCUGGGAUUCCUGGUCACCAAGUGUCCUCAGGAAUUCCCGAUCUCUGUCCCCAUGGAAUUCCCGGUCACGCAGUGUCCCCUUCCCUUCCUUAAACAACACCACCACCAACAACAAAAAGAAGAGUUUAUACAGACUUUUAUAUUAAUAUAUAUAUAUAUUUAAUAACUUUAUUUUGCGGCAGUGAGAUUGCAAACUGCUCUUUUCCUGGGAAAAAAGAUGGAAGCUGGAGUUUACUCCUCGUUGAAGGUUUAGGUUAUCCAACCUAAGCUGGUUUUUUUUGUUUUGUUUUAUUUUUUAUCUUUAAUUUUAUUUUUACAGCAAAGAAACAAGCAAAAAAAAAAAAAAAAAAAAGUCCUGGCGCAGAAGUUCAUUUUUAUAUAAAUAUGAAAUAGCUGGAUAAUGUUUAUCCUUUAUUUUUCUAUGUAGGCAUUUGGAUUUGGGUGGGUUUUUAAAGGCUUUUACAGCUGGCUGCGAAGCUGUUCAGAAAAGGGCUCGGGUCCCUCCUGCCCAAGGAAAACCCAAAAUCGUUGAUUUUGUUGCCAGAUUUGCUUUAAUGAACCCAGGUGGUGGCCUGGAUACUCGUCAAGGUACUUGAGGGGACGAGGAAUUGGGGACAACUUCGGGAAAACGAUCCCAAAAUCCCUUUGUGGGCGAGAGCGGGAAGGAAAAAGCUCGAUUCCGUUUGGGGUUUUUGUUUCCCGCUCUUGAAGCUGCGGAUUUUUUACCGAUUUUAUUUUGCGUUUUAAGCUCGCUAAAGGUACAUUUUUAUUGGCUGUGGCCUCCGCCCUGCCCGCGUUUAUUCCCACUUUCUCCUCCCUGAAGCCCUGAUCCCAUUCCAGGACCUCUCCUGGGAUCCCAGCAGUGCCUGGAGCUGCUCUGCUCCCAGGAAGGAUCCUGGAGCUGCUCUUUACAGGAUCCCUGGCAGCUCCAAAGCCGCCCCAAAAUCCUUGGGAAAAUCCCAGAGCGGAUCCAAAGGCGUCUC